AUGGCAGUGCGAGGCCAGGCUGAGGACAGGGCGCUGCAUGACAAGAUUCUCUCAGGGCUUCAUGGGACCCUCCUCAGUGAACCCUCUCAACAGCCCUCUGGGGUGGGACGGGAACUGAAUCCCAGCAACCUUGCACCACAGCCCCUACUCUCACCCCCUGCCCGUGGUUCUGAAAUUGGGGAGCAUCAGAAGCUGCUGGAGGUUUUGCAAAAGCAUAAGUGGGGGACCCUGGACCCAGGUUCUGACCCAGAUGGGAGUGGCUGGGGCCUGAGAAUGUGCACAGCCAUCUUGCAACUAUGUCAGGAUUCUGAGGCCAUCCGGAGAGACCCUGUCAGGAUGGGCAGAAAACAAGACACAAUCCGGGUUUGCCCUGUCCACUGCAGGGCACGGACCAUCCUUAUGAACGAGGACGGGGAGAUGCUCGAUCCCAGUGGGGGGUGUGAAAAUGAAAACAUCAAAGUCUUUGAUGGAAACUCUACCAAGGGCCCUCUGCUAGGGAGAGUCUGCAGUAAACAUGACUACAUUCCUGUUUUUGAAUCAUCAUCCGAUACAUUAACGAUUCAAAUAGUCACCGACUCUGUAAGAAUGCAAAGAACUGUCUUCAUCUUCUACUACUACUUCUCACCUGGCACCUCUAUUCCAAACUGUGGUGGUUACUUGGAUGCCCCUGAAGGAUCCUUUACCAGCCCCAAUUACCCAAAUCCGCAUCCUGCGAUGGCUUAUUGUGUGUGGCACAUACAGAUGGAGAAAGGUUACAAGAUAAAAUUAAACUUCAAAGACAUGUUCAUAGAAGGGGACGAACACUGCCGAUUUGACUUUAUCGCCGUCUACGAUGGGCUGUCCACCACAUCUGGCCUGCUUGGACAAGUGUGUGGCUAUGCAAAGCCCGCCUUCGAGUCCUCGGCAAACUCGCUGACCGUUGUGCUAUCUGCAGAUUACGCCAACUCCUACCGAGGCUUUACUGCUUCCUACACUUCAAUUUAUGCGGAAAAUGUCACCACUACAUCUUUAACCUGCUUCUCGGACAAGAUGAGAGCUAUCAUUAGUAAAUCUUAUCUGACAUCAUUAAAAUAUAGCGAGAAUAACUUACAACUAAGUGACCCAACCUGCAGACCGAGGAUAUCAAAUGUGGUGGACUUUUCUAUUCCUCUGAAGGGAUGUGGUACAAUAAAAAAGGCAGAAGAUCAUUCAAUUACUUACACCAAUACAAUCACUUUUAUUCCAUCCUCCAUAUCAGAAGUGAUCACUCGUCAGAAACAUCUCCAGAUUGUUCUGAAGUGUGAAAUGGAACAUAAUUCUACUGUCGAGACGAUGUACAUAACAGAAGAUGACAUAAUACAGAAUCAAAGUGCGCUGGGCAAAUAUAACACAAGCAUGGCUCUUUUUGAAUCCGAUUCAUUUGAAAAGCCUAUACUGGAGUCACCAUAUUAUGUGGACAUGAACCAAACUCUUUUUGUUCAAGCCACUAUACACACUUCAGAUCCAAAUUUGGUGGUAUUUCUUGAUACCUGUAUCGCCUCUCCCACACCUGACUUCGCAUCUCCAACCUAUGACCUAAUCAAGAGUGGGUGUAGUCGAGAUGAGACGUGUAAGGUGUAUCCAUUAUUUGAACACUACGGAAGAUUCCAAUUUAAUGCCUUUAAAUUCUUGAGAACUCUGGGCUCCGUGUACCUACAGUGUAAGAUUUUGAUAUGUGACAGCGGCGACCAUCAGUCUCGCUGUAGCCAAGGCUGUGUCUUUAGGAGGAAGCGUGACAUUUCUUCAUACAAAUGGAAGACCGACUCUGUCAUAGGACCUAUUCGUCUGAAAAGGGACCGAAUCGCAAGUGGAAGUUCAGGAUCUCAGUAUCAAAUACAUGGAGAAGAAACUCAGAAGCAACCUUUCAACAGUCUGCAUCUAUUUUCAUUCAUGGUCCUUGCUCUGAAUGUAGUGAUCGUCGCUACGAUCAUAGCAAGGCAUUUUGUGAAGCAGAGAACAGACUACAAGUACCAGAAGCUGCAGAAUAUUAACUGACGGGUCCAGCCUUAAGUGAGACGCAUUUCCCCUGAACACCGAAGGAAAUGCUACCCAUUAUGAAUAAAUUAGAGAGAGCCUCAUAAAAGUGAUACACAAGUCUUGCUGCCAUUGUAGUCAGAGUGUGCUGCCUUGCAGGGUGAUAGAG
Messenger RNA from Hyaena hyaena (striped hyena), 2161 nucleotides. It is a transcript of the gene CUZD1, whose product is annotated as CUB and zona pellucida like domains 1. Bases 1 to 2013 code for a protein of 670 amino acids. Gene Ontology annotation, cellular component: cell surface. The transcript is spliced from 10 exons. The record is from RefSeq and is a predicted model, not a curated record. Lineage: Eukaryota; Metazoa; Chordata; Mammalia; Carnivora; Hyaenidae.